Strongyloides ratti is the source of this 792-nucleotide messenger RNA. RefSeq names its product Methyltransferase, NNMT/PNMT/TEMT family and Putative NNMT/PNMT/TEMT methyltransferase, nematoda family-containing protein. The record is from RefSeq and is a predicted model, not a curated record. Gene Ontology annotation, cellular component: cytosol. Gene Ontology annotation, molecular function: N-methyltransferase activity. NCBI's taxonomy places the organism in Eukaryota, Metazoa, Nematoda, Chromadorea, Rhabditida, Strongyloididae. Bases 1 to 792 code for a protein of 263 amino acids. The transcript has 4 exons.
AUGUCAGGAGGUACAGAAGAAAUAAUCAACGAUGUUGAUAUUAAUGAAGCCAUCUCAAAAUUAACAUUAUAUAGUGCCAAAGAACAUAAUGAAAAAUUUAAUCCUCAACAUUAUUUGGAGGGAUUUUAUAAGACAGCUAAGGAAGAUGUAGCAAUGCAAAUUGUUUUAUUUUUUCUUCCUGGAGCUGGUCCAACUGUUUACAUACCAAUUGUUUUAAGAAAUAGAAGUAGAAAUAUUUUUACAAGUGAUUAUGCCAAAAUUAAUAGAGAAGAAUUAAAAAAAUGGAUUGUUAAUGAUAAGAAUUCUUUUGAUUGGUCUAAUGUUUGUAAUUGGAUUGCUAGUAUAGAAGCUGGUUGUGAAAAACCUCAAGAGAUGCAAGAUAAUGCAAGAAUGAAGAUGAGAGGUGUCCUGGAAGUUAAUGUUUUUGACGAUUAUCCUAUUAAAGAUAUUUUUUAUAAAGUUAAUGAUGAUGUGGUUUUGCCAAAACAAUUUGAUCUUGUCACAACAAUUUUCUGCCUAGAAUAUGCAACUGAAACUUUGGAAGAUUAUGAGAAAGCUGUUAAAAAUACAAUUGGUUUAAUUAAAAUUGAUGGGUAUCUUUUACAAGGAGGUGUUCUUGAAGCAACUGAAUAUUCAUUUGGAGAAACAAGAUUUAAAUGUUUUUAUCUAAAACAACAUAUUUUAAUUAAAGCACUAAAGGAAAAUGGAAUGGAGAUAGAUGAAAAAACAGGUAAUUUUAAAUUUAUUGAACAUGAUGGAAUAUUUAUUCUAAUAUCAAAAAAAAUCAAAUGA